This is a messenger RNA of Miscanthus lutarioriparius, 876 nucleotides long. The record is from the annotation of a GenBank genome assembly. NCBI's taxonomy places the organism in Eukaryota, Viridiplantae, Streptophyta, Magnoliopsida, Poales, Poaceae.
AUGGCGGAUCACUACUCGGCGUGGACGACCUCCGGUGCCGCUCGUCAUCCGCUCCUCUCCUGUGCGCUCAUGGCUCUCGUUAGUUUUGUGGCUGCAGGACCCAUGGUGCUGGCCGACGCCAUCGUCUUCCACGUGGCGAACAAAUGCCCGUUCCCGGUGUGGCCGGCGUCCGCCCCCAACACCGGGCACCCGGUGCUCGCGGGCGGCGGCUUCUACGUCCCUCCGGGCAAGUCGAGGCACGUCGUCGCGCCGGCCACCUGGAACGGCCGCUUCUGGGCCCGCACCGGGUGCAACUUCACCGCGAACGGCAUGGGCGCCGCGGGCUGCCUCACCGGCGACUGCGAGGGCCGGCUCGCCUGCAACGGGUCCGUGGGCGCCCCGCCCGCCACGCUCGUCGAGGUGAGCCUGCACGAGGACCCCGCCAAGGGGAGCUCCUACGACGUGAGCCUGGUGGACGGGUACAACCUCCCCGUGGCCGUCUCCGCCAAGCCCGGCACGGGCGGCGCCGACCCGAACAAGUGCGCCAUCGCCGGCUGCGCCAAGAACGUGAACGCGGUGUGCCCGCCGGAGCUGCAGGUGACCGCUACCGGCAGCGGCGGCGGCAAGACGGUGGUGGCGUGCAAGAGCGCGUGCCUCGCGUUCGGGCUCGACGCCUUCUGCUGCCGCGGCGCGUACGCGACGCCGGCGACGUGCCGAGGCACCGUGUACUCGCGCCUCUUCAAGGACGCCUGCCCGGCAUACUACAGCUACGCGUACGACACCACCGCCGCAACGGCGAGCGGGUGCUACGCGCAGGAGUACGUCAUCACUUUCUGCCCGUCCAGAUGGGGCGACGAGCCAGGUGAUCGUGCUGGUGCUGGUGCUGCUCAGAUUUGA